AUGUUUACGACGGCGCACAAGGUAGCGACGCACGCGGCGUCGGCGGCGGGGCCGAGAAUGAAGGGUCGGCGGCCGCCGAGCGUGGUGAGGGAGAUCGUGUACGGGAUGAGCCUGGGGCUCUUCGCUGGGUACCCGUGGAAGCUGCACCACUCGAGCAACCAGCGCUGCACCCGCGAGUUCUACGCCCUGCUCAACGAGGGCAGGAUCACCGUCGUCGUCGACGAGCCGGCCGGAGCCAAGGACUAA
Messenger RNA from Triticum dicoccoides, 246 nucleotides. Its product is annotated as cytochrome c oxidase subunit 5C-2-like. The transcript has a single exon. Bases 1 to 246 code for a protein of 81 amino acids. NCBI's taxonomy places the organism in Eukaryota, Viridiplantae, Streptophyta, Magnoliopsida, Poales, Poaceae. The record is from RefSeq and is a predicted model, not a curated record.